AGAGUUUACACAGUCCAUGCCCACAGAGAUAAGUUUCUUUGAUUGCGACAUCGACCUCACCCUCAUUAUUUAUCAGCAGAAGAAUCGAAUUCACAUCUUCAUAUAAUACGAUAACAUUUCUGACCAAUUGGUUGCAGCAUAAUUGUUCUGCAUUAAGAAUGUGUGGAGGUGCUAUCAUUGCUGAUUUCUUUCCUAGAACAGGUGACAAAUUAAUCAGUGCCUUCUUGUGGCCGGAGCUUGACUUGUUCGAUUUGAGCAACAGAGAAUGUUCAUGUAUCCUUGAAAACGACGAGACGUUGCUUCGUUUCGUUAAGCGCACUCGGAUAACAUCGCAAUCUCACUGUUCUAGCCGCUCCCCCGUGAACCCACACUCCUCCCUCUCCUCCGUCAACAAACUUCACCCUCACCAACACACUGGGUGGUCUCUGAAUGCUGAAAUAUCAAACAAACGGAGGGAGAACAAUUGCAACAAUUCAGGGAAAAGGAAGCUGUGUGAUCUCAACGUGAAUCUUGCAGAUAAUUUAGAAUAUUGGUUGCCCACACUGACAAAAGGUUCGGAUGAAGAAGAUAGCGAUGAGACCUCAGAUACAAGUUCAGAUUCAAGUUUAGAUUCAAGUUCAGAUUCUGAAACGUACUCAGGCCCAUCAUGAUCUCAGUUUUUAGUGUUUCUAAAUAGUGAAAUAGUGUCCUAUUUCCACUUUGCUAUGCUGUAAUGAGCGUGUUUCAAAGUUUAAUAUGUGCAUAGUACGUAGUCAUGCUUGUAGCCCUACUGAGCCACUUCAGAACGAUGGAAACGGUUCUUCAUGUAUGCUCCGCUACUUUUUUUAAUCGAACAAAGAAAGGUCAAAGCUAAGUUUAAUGCAUAGAGAAUAAUUGAGUGUCUUUCUGGUUUUUGUAUUGGUUAAAUUCAUUGUUGGAAUAUCACUUAUCCUUUAACGUAA
Messenger RNA from Vigna unguiculata (cowpea), 941 nucleotides. RefSeq lists its product as uncharacterized. Lineage: Eukaryota; Viridiplantae; Streptophyta; Magnoliopsida; Fabales; Fabaceae. The record is from RefSeq and is a predicted model, not a curated record.